Molecule: messenger RNA, 2055 nt
Organism: Megalops cyprinoides (Indo-Pacific tarpon)
Lineage: Eukaryota; Metazoa; Chordata; Actinopteri; Elopiformes; Megalopidae
Product: zinc finger protein 37 homolog
Exons: 4
Coding region: 295-2055 (586 amino acids)
Biological process (GO): regulation of transcription by RNA polymerase II
Cellular component (GO): nucleus
Molecular function (GO): RNA polymerase II transcription regulatory region sequence-specific DNA binding; DNA-binding transcription factor activity, RNA polymerase II-specific
Source: RefSeq, a predicted model, not a curated record
UUAAUCAGGAUUCAUCAUCGUCCCUCUCUGAUUUGCAUACAAUGCGCGCGGUUGAAACCCAAAAAUUACAUAGAGGGUAAGUGCUGGUGCAUAUAAUUUUGUUGGAACUAUAUUUCAGAUAUUACGGUAGCAGUCGGGGCCACCAUGCCGGAAGUACAGUUGCGGGGAUUCGGAACCAACUAGUAUGGAUGCUUGAGCGAACGGUAGUUUCAACCGAUUGUUUUCACACAGGAAAGCCUCGAAACCCUCACUAGGUUGACUGUUUAUGCAUGAAUUGCGCAAACCGCAUGCAGCAUGUCCGAACAAGACUUUCAGUCCCAGCUUGCUGCUAUCAUGGAGAUCCUGGUUAAAGCAGCUGUGCGUGAAACUACUAAACUUUAUGAAACGGGCGUUCUCGAGCUAAGGAUCGAAAUCGCCCAAAUAAAGCAAGAAAACGAAACUCUGAAGUCAAGGUUGCAGUCUUCGGAAAAUGCGUGGAGAGUCCGAGAAGGGGAAGAAAGCACGAAGGAUGACAGCCUGAACGAAAAAUAUUUCCCAACUGCAGCCAGCCAGGAAGUGGGGAAGAGCUGCAGUCACACUUGGCUUUUCGAGGGUCCCUCCUGUCAGGAUAACGAGGAGAAAGAGGAGGAGGACGUGACCGUAGCAAACCCCAUCUCCUCCUUUAAGGAGGAAAGUCCUGAGGUGGAAUUCAUCCUAAUCAAGCAGGAGGAUUCUGACAUUGAGGAGUACACGCCUGAGAUUUCACCUCUCGAGGGGGAGAGACGCAAGGCUGCUGGCAGAGACCUGCUUAGGGGAACAUAUGAAAAUUCUCUCCUGGUGGGAGCCGUAGGUUCUGCCACCUUCCCAGACAUUGUAGAAACGGCUCCUACUGGCAUACAGCCUGGACUAGGAAAAGACAGGUCAACACGGGCACCCAGGGGAGGACAAUCUACAUGCAUAACAGAGCCAGGAAGCAAGCGCCUUCCCCAGAAACCCCAUCAGAGCAGAAUCAGUUACUCCAGCACCAAGGCCUCUGAGGACAGAGUGGAAGGUGUCAGGCUGCAAGGGAUAGCCUACGCGGAGGAGAACAGCCUCAGAGAGGCUGGCAAGCCACCGUCACCCUGGCCCGUGGAGCAAAACCCCUCCGUUAAGUCCUCUCACAUAAAAGUACAGCCUGUCCGUUUUACAGAAGAGGAAGCUGGUUGCACAUCUCACACAGCUCAGCUCUUGAAAUCUCACUACCCAAAUGGUGGCUUCACUCCCUUACCCCAUCUCGGCCACGAUGCCAGGCCACAAGUUACAUACAGCCUUGAGCCAACUGCCGAGGCUGAUGCAAUUCGCCUGGGGCAGGAUGCAGACCAUAUGGGUGUCGGAGAGGAGCGUGACAGAUUGGGGCACCUCCCUCAGUACCUUUUGGACAGCUGGAGCCCUGGUUCUUUGAAACCGAUGAACACGUUGCCGAAGAACAAGCAACAGCAGCAGCAGCAAGGGUUUCCUUUCCAGUGUGGCCAGUGUGGGAAGGUCCUUAGUUCAGCCACUGCUCUCGAAGCCCACCAGAGCCUACAUACAGGGGAGAGACCAUACUCCUGCACCAAGUGCGGGAAAGCUUUCCCAAGCCUGCGCGGCCUCAAUAGGCAUAGCCAGGUCCACUCGGGAGAGAGGCAGCACCACUGCCACCAGUGCGGGAAAAGCUUCGUCUAUCAGUUUAGCCUGACGAAACAUCAGCUGAUCCACUCGGGGGAGAGGGCGCACGCAUGCAAGCACUGUGGCAAGAGUUUCGUUUUUAAGUCCGACCUCACUAUACACACGCGCAUGCAUACAGGGGAGACGCCUUACGGCUGCAGCAUCUGUGGGAAGGAGUUCAAGCACCGCAGAGCGCUAAACAUGCACCUGCAGGGUCACUCGGGAGAGAGACGGCACCACUGCACCUACUGCGGGAAGAGCUUUUUGGACCUGGGUAAUUUCAAACGGCACAAGCGAAUUCACACUGGUGAGAAACCGUACAGCUGUCAGCUGUGCGGCAAGAAAUUCACACAAUCGGCACAUCUCAAGAAACACUUUCUUACUCACAAGUGA